Molecule: messenger RNA, 1613 nt
Organism: Argentina anserina (silverweed cinquefoil)
Lineage: Eukaryota; Viridiplantae; Streptophyta; Magnoliopsida; Rosales; Rosaceae
Product: receptor-like serine/threonine-protein kinase SD1-6
Exons: 6
Coding region: 557-1291 (244 amino acids)
Biological process (GO): protein phosphorylation
Cellular component (GO): plasma membrane
Molecular function (GO): ATP binding; protein serine/threonine kinase activity
Source: RefSeq, a predicted model, not a curated record
UAUGUUUAUCCUUCAAUAUUUAUACUAAAUGCAUGAAAAUCUUGCUGAAGUACUAAUAAAAUAAGUAGAUACAGAGAUACCAAAGAAAGUGAUUCAUGCCGAAAAAUAACGGUCUGUGUUACCAACAUUAUCUGUCAUUUGAUCUUUAGGUGUCAGCAAGAAGGAUAACAGAGUAGUACUUAUCUCUGUCCUUCAGCAGCAUCUGUCCUUCAGCAGCAUCUGUUAUCUGUGCUUCAGAGAGGAAACAAAUGGGGUUCAAGAGCUAGCAAUGAGGAUCUGGAGUUGCCCCAGUUUGAUUUUAAUGUUAUUGCAACUGCUACCGAUAACUUCUCCAGCCUAAACAAACUUGGAGAGGAGGGGUUUUGGUCCAGUUUACAAGGUCAAACUAACAGAAGGAGAAUUAAUAGCAGUAAAGAGACUUUCAAAAUAUUCUGGGCAAGGUGCUGAAGAGUUUAAGAAUGAAGUUAUGAUGAUAGCCAAUCUUCAACACCGGAACCUAGUUAAGCUUUUGGGUUGCUGCAUUGAAGGAGAAGAACGGAUGCUAAUCUACUAGUACAUGCCCAAUAAAAGCUUGGACUUCUUCAUUUUUGAUCAGCAUAGGAAGGUGGUGUUGAGUUGGCAGAAGCGAUUUGACAUUAUAAUGGGGAUAUCAAGAGGUUUACUCUACCUUCACCAAGACUCCAGAGUGAGAAUCAUUCACCGGACCUUAAGAGUAGCAACAUCACGGGACCUUGAUGAUGAGCUCAACCCCAAAAUAUCCGACUUUGGCAUAGCAAGAAUUUUCGGAAACAAUCAAUGGGAAGCUAAAACCAAACGAGUAAUUGGCACAUAUGGUUAUUUGUCUCCUGAGUAUGCAAUUGAUGGCAAGUAUUCAGUGAAAUCGGAUAUCUUCGGUUUUGGAGUGACUUUGUUAGAGUUAAUAAGUGGCAGAAAGAACAUAGGGUUUCAUCAUCCAGACCACUAUCACAGUCUUCUGGGACAUGCUUGGCUACUGUGGAACAAAGGCAAAGGUUUGGAACUAAUAGAUCCUUGCUUGAAGGAGUCAUAUAUUGAGUUCGAAGUGCUGAGAUGCAUUCAAGUAGGCCUUCUGUGCGUUCAGAAGUUGCCGACAGGCAGACCAGAAAUGUCAUCAGUGCUUCUUAUGUUGAGCAGUGAGGGUGUAGCAUUGCCUCAACCAAAGGAGCCUGGUUUUUUCACAGAAAGAAGUACCACAGACAUUGAUACCUUCACAGGUGAGGGAAGAAGUGACACGGGAACCACAUUUACUAUUACGGUGGUAGAUGCUAGAUAAUCACAGUUCAUGCUUCGGAUUCACGCACCAGGAAACUCGGUCACUUUUCUAUUAUACAAAAUUAUAGGGUGGAUAGGGUGGGAAACUAUAGGGGUGGGAUAAGUUUACUUCCUUGCCAAAGGAGGGAAAUUUAAAACUCUCAAUUACUGAGCGGCUCAUAUAUAUAUAUAUAAUGUAUGUUACACAUAGCUCAGUCUUCUAACAAACGCACUCGAAGAGAUUAAGAAAUAUUAACUAUGAUAAUAUCGAGUAUUUUCUCAUCAUUCCUCCAUACACUUGGUUUUCUCCAUCGGUGGAGAUAAUGUUUCGAAUAGACUUAACG